Seriola dumerili (greater amberjack) is the source of this 2733-nucleotide messenger RNA. RefSeq names its product amphoterin-induced protein 2-like. The record is from RefSeq and is a predicted model, not a curated record. Lineage: Eukaryota; Metazoa; Chordata; Actinopteri; Carangiformes; Carangidae. The transcript is spliced from 2 exons. Bases 354 to 1868 code for a protein of 504 amino acids. Gene Ontology annotation, molecular function: protein binding.
ACUCUCAGGACGACCCCUCCCACAGCGACAUGCAACCCGAACCUGCAGGUGAGCAGUUCAGCCAGCGGCUUCCCUGUCCCCCCCUCACACUCUCGGCGGAUUAUCUGCGACGCACUUCACUCCCAAAUGGACGAAGUUGCCUGUAGGAUUUUUAGGAUUCACAUACGGGACGUGAUCCCGCGUCGCGUCCGGAGAGCGCGUCUGGACGAGAGGACAGAGGAGCUGAGGGUGUGAACAGGCAGCGGUGAGGGCGUGAGAUCAUAAAAGCCGUCCAUUAUCAGAGGCUUGUAAACCUGACAUGUGUACACCCAGUGAAACAGUGACCUGAGAUCCCACCUUGAGGGAAAACCAGGAUGCGUCCCAUUGCAUCACAGCGUUUAGGUGUGACGAAUGUCGGAGGCAGCCGCUGUGACCCUGCUGCGGCAGCCUUGCUGCUCCUCCUGUGUCUUGGCUUCCUUCCCUCUGUGGCGGCUUGCCCAUCUUACUGCCUUUGUGCCAGUGAUAUCAUUUCCUGCAGUGGCCGCAAUCUGUCGGCACUGCCCUUUGAUCUCCCAAACUAUGCCACACGGUUGGACCUGAGCCACAAUGCCCUCUAUGCCCUGCCAACGGAUUGGAUUCUCCAACCAUUUGACCGACUCACCACAUUGGUCCUAAGUCGAAACUCCAUAAGCCAAAUUGAGGUGAAUGCUUUCAUUCUCACUCCACAUCUCCUCCAUUUGGACCUCUCAUCCAACCAACUGACAGUGCUGAACUUGUCCAUCUUCACUGGGUUGAAGGAACUAAAAGAACUACUGCUGUUUGACAACCAGAUUGUCCAGAUCAACCCAGGAGCCUUCAGUGAUCUUCACAGCCUGCAGAAGCUCUACCUCUCUGGGAACAGACUGACGACUUUUCCCCUAGGGAUUUACUGGGAACCUGGAGGGCCUCGUAACCUGACCUUUCUCGAUCUGUCCUACAACAAGCUCUCUAAGGUGUCUGUCCAGAGUCUGCUGUCUGUCACCCGCCAUGGGGGAAUUUAUUUACAGGAAAACCCAUUGGUCUGUGACUGUGCUUUACUCGCCUUGCUUGAGUACUGGAUGUGGAAACAGUAUCGCCCCCUGGUGGAAUUCAGAGGUGAAUACCCAUGUAAGGGCAAUUCAGGACCAGGGCCUUUAUGUAGCCAGCAGGGAGUGUCGGAUAUUCCCAUUGAGGCACAGACUUACCAAGAAGAGCCUGGUAAAAGGUUGAGAGUGCCAUGCCCAGGAUUGGCUUCUUCAACCCAGGAGGGGCAGGUGGUGUUCUGGGUUACCCCAAGGACUGUAGUCAAUUCAUCAACCAAUGAUCCCAGCGCCCACUUAAUAGUUCUCCCCAAUGGCACCCUUGAAAUCCGAGGAGCACUUCUGGAGGAUUCAGGUACAUAUGGUUGCGUGGCAGCCCGCCGGCGAAUCUAUGAACAUUCCGAGACUGUAGAGGUCAAUGUGGUGGUCGGAAACUUGAGCACUGUCUCUGCCAGUGGCUUGGCGCAUCGCAGUGGUGCAGAGCAUUUCAACACUGCGUUCACCACCCUCGCCUCCUGUGUGGUCAGCAUCGUAUUGGUGCUGCUUUACCUCUACCUCACCCCCUGUCGCUGCAGAGAAAGCCGGGCUGGAUCAAGAGGGUGCGGCGGACGAGCCAUUAUCCUCUGUUCAGACCCCAGAGAAGUGGACUCAGGACAACGGCGGUCAAACGGAAAGAGGGUGGCUUUCUUAGAGCCUCAGGCAGAGGACUCUGAUAUUGGCAGCCCAAAAACACCAGCAAUGAACUUGGGUCAUGUUACCACUGAGGGAAUUCUCAAGAAUGGAAGUAGGACAGUGGGACAGACCCUCACAGACCCUGCUCACAUGGCAUAGCAAGAAAAUUAGCUUUAACACUCCUGUAUCCUUUCAGUCUGAACCCAAGUGUUUUUUUUUUCACUGUCUUCAAUAUGAAAUGAAAAAAUCCAUUUGAUGUAAAGUCGUGUACUGUUUCUGAUUCCUGUGAAGUACUUAUACACUGUAGGGUUUGGGUUGUUGUAGGCAGAAUUUCAAUUAUGUCUCGACUGUAAGUGGUAUCUGUUUUUUAUAUUAUGGAAAUUUCGCAGGUACCGUGGGGAAAUUGCUCCCGCAAAGAUCACAAAGAUGAUAUAAAUGUGGGUGGCUUUUUAAGUUGGGCCAAGAGGAAUAUUCACACCUGGUUUGAUAAGCUGCUGGAGGCAUUCAUGGUUAAUAUACAGUAGUUGAAUUGUGAAUACAGCCAUCAAGGAGUCCCUUGUUGUUUUCAACCAUCUGUCUCCUACUGUGAUGCAUAUCAUUAUCAAAAUACGGCAGUCAUACCUAUUAAAUCAUCUGCAUUUUGAUGUUUUUCAGAUCAAACUGUAUCUACCCCACAUUAUCCUCAAAUUAUGAUGAGCAAAUAUAACCCUGUGAAAGUUCUUUUAGAAAAUUAAAAAACAAUACACAGUGAGACAUGUACAGUAGUAGCCUAUGUUGUGUUUAGUGUGUUUAGUAGGACAAAAAUGCAUUUUAUGAACUCAAAUUUGGUGAAAUUCUCUUAUGAGGGUGGUUCACUCACUUCCCUAUAGUGGUAUCUAGCUAAUUAAAUAGAUUCAGCUUUAUUUUCUCAGGUUUUAAGAUCUGUCUCUUAGAUUUCUGUCUCCACCCCAAUACAAUUAAAAGGAACUAUUUGUAAGUUUUGCUAUUGCUACAUAGCCAACGUUAACAUUAACAGCUGUUUAGU